AGAUGUUACAGAACAGCUUGCAUAAAACGAAAAGAACGCCAAAUAAGCUGGAUAUUUACCAUGAUAUCUAUGGAGACGAAACUUAUAAAUCAUCCUGUCGUUUUUCAGCGACGAAUACGUUUUUAAUCCGUUAAAACGUAACACUUGCACGUGCUACAGAAACCCACAGGUCAGAAAGUAUCAGUGGACAGUAAGCGGAUGGGAGCAUGGAGGCCCCCGUCACCUCAUGAGCGAGGUUAAAGACGCCAUGCGGCAACGUCGCAGAUUAAUACCCACGUCUCCGACCGUCAGUGAGAGAUUUACGCACUCUCUGCAGUAAGAAAGAGGCAGGGGCUAAAAGUGCUGAUGAACGCUGUCGUACGGUGAGGUGCCGGCCUGACGGGAUGAUGGGACGGAGGAAUAAGACAGAGAUGAAUCCCUCCCUCUCCCGGACCCUCGCCCCCCCCGAACUCCAGGCCCGCUGCGGGGACGCCUUUGUUCACUCUCCUCCAUUAUGGGGAAAAUAGUGAUGCGCAGUCAAAACCAAAGAUGUGAUUCCCUCUAGACCUUGUGCUCAUGUUGUCCCAGGUGUGGAUCUGCCCCCCUCCCCUAGUGCACGUCUAACCCAAAACCCAGACCUCCGCAGGGGCCUUGGGAUCCAGGCUCCCGCUGGGAUGCAGACACAGAUGCCGGCAGUGGUUUAUUCCCAAAGACAGAUGAAAUCACUGGAGGUUGCUGGAAGUUCCUGUACCGCUGGUUUCUUGGAGGAGCUCCUGCUCGAUUGCAGUACCGUACUAUAUCAGGAGACGGAUCGUGUGAGGUUCUCCAUCUGGAUUCACGUUUUUACUCUUUGCAUUUGCAUAAAUUGAAAAAGAGGACAGAAACUGAUGAUGAGGGGAAAGAAGCUGACAAGGAGAUGGAAGCCAGACUCAAAGAUGCACUAACCUUUUUAAAGAAUUGUGUAGUUACACUACUGUUCAACAGAUUGGGAUGUGGUCACUAUGAAAUGUCAUCACAUGAACACUGCAACAAAUAACAGCACACGUUUGAAUCAACAUUAGGUUGUCAGUUGCACCUGUUGCAUGUCCUCAAUCUGGCAACCCAUGUAGCCAGACUUUUAGACUGACGGCAGAAGGUCUGGAAACCUUGGCUGCUUUGAAUGGCCAUGGACCGCCCAAGAGGCCACAUGACUGACAGAGUGCUGCGUUUCUUCUGAACAACACACUAGAUUUGAGGAAUCAUUCAAGUCUGGAGAGCAAACGCUGUCAUGCUUGAUGGGUAAAUAAGAAGCUUCCCACGGUUCAAACAGCCCACCUGAAGAUCCUGAAGCACCAACAGGGCAAGUGUUGAAAAGUCCCGAAAUGUGAUCUACAGACCGGGCAGCCCCUGUCCGAACCCCACAGUGCAGGUGAACGGAAGAGGCUUCCCUCCUUUAUGAGACGUAUUUGAGUGCAGGUGGAGAAGUGACCAAUCAGAGGGCAAGAAGAGCUUCUACCUGAGCAGGUAUCACCCGUGUGAGGAUCUUUUAAAGCUGCUCUGCGUGUGUGUGAGCGUGUGCAGGCAGUCCAUCGGACCCAUCUCACCCGAAAACCCCUCUGAAUACCGAGAAACGAGAUAAAACACAGCGAUUAUGGAGACUAGAGGUGUUCUGCUUUUGUGUUUCGCCUGCCUCGGCGUGUUUACCGGCGCGAGUGGGGAUAAAAGUGACAUUUACAGGAAAGUCGUGGAUUUGCUGGCUCCAGGUGAAGAGUACCUCACAGAAGAUGCGCUUCUCUCGCUGUUUAAACGGCUGGAGAACCGUGUGCAGUGCUCCGGUGUGUCGUGUGAAAAGUGUCUUUCAGUGGAUCAUCUCUCUCAGCUGUUGGGAAACUACAGCAGCUCACAGGGGCUUCAGAUGGAGGAUUUCUUCACCGUGGCUCCUGGCUUCUGUUUGUUCCUCAGCGCUCCGCUGGAGACCUGUAGUGCCGUACAUGAGGGCCGCUGGGCCGAAGAGACUGAUCACUUCAUCGAAAUGCUCUACGGCCACGACCACGGCCAUAACAGCACCACAGAACAUCCUCCGCAUGGAGACAUCACUGAAAACGAGGGUUUGGAGAACAUGUUCCAUGAGAUGGAGAAAUACUAUCAGCCUGACACACAUGAGCCCUGUCUCACUAUGAAGGACAUCUUGGAAGAGAGCAGCCAUCAGCACGGCGAUCACACGCACACAGAACUGGACUCCGUGAUGGGAAAUGUCCUCUAUCACGCCCUGCGUGGAGACUGCAUGAAAGCAUACAACCUUCCUGAACAGCAGUACUUCCUGGAUUACAUCUUCAGCCAUUUUGGCUCUGAUAAUCUCACACUUCAUGAUUUUGAAGGGCUUCUAAAUGCUUUAAGCCUGGGUGGAGGGGAACAUGACCAUGACCAUGAACAUGAACACCUUGACCAUGAAAACCAGCUCAGCAGAAAGAGGCACAGUCGUCUGGCCAUGGAUGUUCAUCGGACCAACAGCAGUUGGGACAUGGCCUGCUUCAGCGCUGAAGACCUGUUGAGGAUUCACCAGCUGAACUCUUCAUCGCUGACCAGAGAUCAGUUCACACAGAUUAGCCCUGCUCUGAUUCAGCAGAUCCUCAGCGGAGGCUGUUCUGGGACCAGUCCAGAACCCGCGACCCCGGAUUCGCUCAGCACUGCCGAGAGAUAUGGAUACGCCACACUGGCCAACCUCAUCAUCUGUCUGAUGGCCAUGUUUGGGAUCGUGGUGCUGCUGUUUUCCUCGUGUACGCAAGUGUUCGAGCUCUGCAUCCAGUUCUGCAUCAGUCUGGCUGUGGGAUCGCUGACGGGCGACGCUUUGCUGCAUCUGCUGCCCGCGUUCUUAGGUCUCCAUGUUCAUGAUGACGGACUCGAUCACGACCACGCGGAGGUCAGCUUCGACUAUGUGUACAAACUGCUGGUGUUUAUUGCGGGCAUCUAUUUCUUCUACCUGCUGGAAAGCAUCUUCUCCAUCGUCACUCGCAGAGAACAUCACCAUCACCAUGAUGAAGAGGUGUCUGAUGUUCAUCACUGUGAUCACGGCAAAGUCGUGCAAAUGUUCCAGAGAGAGAAACAAAACAAACACUCGAGCUCACAGGCCGAUCUGGUGGAUAAAAAUGAGAAUUCCUUCCUAGCACCUGUUGGCCGCACCAGAGAGCAGCGUUUGCUUCCCUAUAUGAUCACCAUUGGAGAUGGCAUCCAUAACUUUGCAGAUGGUCUGGCGAUCGGCGCAGCGUUCUCCAUCUCGUGGCGGUCCGGUCUGGCCACAUCUCUGGCUGUGCUCUGCCAUGAGCUGCCCCAUGAGUUAGGUGAUUUUGCAAUCCUGUUGCACUGUGGUUUGUCAGUCAAGCGGGCUCUGCUGUUGAACGUGGGCAGCGCUCUCUCCUCCUUCGUCGGCCUGUACAUUGCACUGUCCGUCUCCACCCAAACGGUUGCUAAGGAAUGGAUUUCGGCUGUCACUGCCGGCCUCUUUCUGUACGUCGGUCUGGCAGACAUGCUUCCCUCUCUGGUUCACGUGGACAGUAAAAGACCUUGGCUGAUAUUUCUCCUGCAGAAUCUGGGACUUCUGAGCGGUUGGGGCAUUUUGGUGCUCUUGUCCUUUUAUGAAGACCAAAUAGGGGUUUAAACAGGGAGAAUUUGUUUUUAUUUGUGCCUUGUUCCUGUAUAUCCGUCUGUGUAACUGGAACAUAAGAAAUAUGUGCAAUCAGUGCAGCCCUAUGCAUUUUUAAUAUUAACAUUUUUAGUAUAUUUAAAUAACAUUUUGGAUGGAAAAGCCAGCAGUUUAGAAAUCAACUCUGUGCACCUUAAAGCAAAGAAAACUUUUGCACCUUUUCUAGAUUUAUUCUUUCUCAUUCAUCAACAUAAAUCAGUAAGGCUUUUUAAAUGUAUCUACUGUCUUUUAAAUGUUGUAUUUUUAUUAGUAAAUACAUAUAGGAUAUUUCUCUGUAUUUUUGAAAAAAUAUUUUUUUAAAAAUCUAAAAACAUUUGAAGCAUAGUAAUAUAUUAUAUAUUACACUUGAUAUGAGCUAGUGAUUAAAUGCUCUUUCAUAAGAAUUUUUGCUUUUGGCUGAACUAUCCCUUUAAGAAAU
Molecule: messenger RNA, 4076 nt
Organism: Labeo rohita (rohu)
Lineage: Eukaryota; Metazoa; Chordata; Actinopteri; Cypriniformes; Cyprinidae
Gene: slc39a4
Product: solute carrier family 39 member 4
Exons: 25
Coding region: 1610-3613 (667 amino acids)
Biological process (GO): zinc ion import across plasma membrane; intracellular zinc ion homeostasis
Cellular component (GO): membrane
Molecular function (GO): zinc ion transmembrane transporter activity
Source: RefSeq, a predicted model, not a curated record